Pichia kudriavzevii is the source of this 366-nucleotide messenger RNA. RefSeq lists its product as uncharacterized. Gene Ontology annotation, biological process: chromatin remodeling. NCBI's taxonomy places the organism in Eukaryota, Fungi, Ascomycota, Pichiomycetes, Pichiales, Pichiaceae. Gene Ontology annotation, cellular component: Ino80 complex. The record is from RefSeq and is a predicted model, not a curated record. The transcript has a single exon. The coding region runs from base 1 to 366 and encodes 121 amino acids.
AUGGACACCACUUUGGAAGAAUACAUGACUGUCUAUGCGACGGCAAGCGGGUUCAAACGGCCGCACCCACAACGCCGCCACCGCUACAAGGGUGCCCGUCUCAUUAUCAACGACGAAAUGCGCAGGGUAAAUUCCCUCCCCGCAGCGACGCGUCCGUCCACGACGUACAUGUCCAUUGCCGCCCCUCCCUCUCUGCGUCCUCCUCGUAAAUACUGCGAUAUCACUGGCCUCCCAGCACACUACACCGCUCCACAUAAUCAAAUCCGAUACUUUGACAGUGAAUGCUACCAGCUCGUGAAAAACAUGCCACCAGGUGUCGAUCAGCAGUACUUAUCCCUUAGGGGUGCUAACGUUAUACUUAAAUAG